AUGUCGAACGAUAAGGGUCUUGAGGACCUCCAGGAGAGUCAGAUCGAGUCCAACUACGAUGAGGUUAUCGACUCCUUCGAUGCCAUGGACCUGAAGCCUGAGCUGCUUCGCGGUGUCUACGCCUACGGUUUUGAGCGUCCCUCCGCUAUCCAGCAGCGCGCUAUCAUGCCCAUCAUCAAGGGUAACGAUGUGAUCGCCCAGGCCCAGUCCGGUACCGGCAAGACUGCUACUUUCUCCAUCUCUGCCCUCCAGAAGAUCGACUCCAACCUGAAGGCUUGCCAGGCUCUGAUCCUCGCUCCCACCCGUGAGCUGGCCCAGCAGAUCCAGAAGGUCGUUGUUGCCAUUGGUGACUUCAUGCAACUUGAGUGCCACGCCUGUAUCGGUGGUACCAACGUCCGUGAGGACAUGACCGCCCUCCGUGAGGGUCCCCAGGUCGUUGUCGGUACCCCCGGCCGUGUCCACGACAUGAUCCAGCGUCGUGUUCUCCGCACCGACAACAUGAAGCUCUUCAUCCUCGACGAGGCUGAUGAGAUGCUGUCCCGCGGUUUCACCGAGCAGAUCUACGACAUCUUCCAGCUGCUCCCUCAGUCUACCCAGGUCACCCUCCUGUCCGCCACCAUGCCCCAGGACGUCCUCGAGGUCACCACCAAGUUCAUGCGUGACCCCGUCCGCAUCCUGGUCAAGAAGCAGGAGCUUACCCUGGAGGGUAUCAAGCAGUUCUACAUUGCUGUUGAGAAGGAGGAGUGGAAGCUCGACACCCUGUCUGAUCUCUACGAGACCGUCACCAUCACCCAGGCCGUCAUCUUCUGCAACACCCGCCGAAAGGUCGACUGGCUCACCGACAAGCUCACUGCUCGUGACUUCACUGUCAGCGCCAUGCACGGUGACAUGGAGCAGGGCCAGCGUGAUGUUAUCAUGAAGGAGUUCCGCUCUGGUUCCUCCCGUGUCCUGAUCGCCACUGACCUCCUGGCCCGUGGUAUCGAUGUCCAGCAGGUUUCCCUGGUCAUCAACUACGAUCUCCCCGCCAACCGUGAGAACUACAUUCACCGUAUUGGUCGUGGCGGUCGUUUCGGUCGUAAGGGUGUUGCUAUCAACUUCGUCACCGCCGACGAUGUUCGCAUGCUCCGUGAGAUCGAGCAGUUCUACAGCACCCAGAUCGAGGAGAUGCCCAUGAACGUUGCCGACCUCAUCUAA
Molecule: messenger RNA, 1194 nt
Organism: Penicillium daleae
Lineage: Eukaryota; Fungi; Ascomycota; Eurotiomycetes; Eurotiales; Aspergillaceae
Gene: tif1
Product: putative eukaryotic translation initiation factor 4
Exons: 6
Coding region: 1-1194 (397 amino acids)
Molecular function (GO): RNA helicase activity; ATP binding; RNA binding
Source: RefSeq, a predicted model, not a curated record